Chrysemys picta bellii (western painted turtle) is the source of this 1932-nucleotide messenger RNA. The record is from RefSeq and is a predicted model, not a curated record. NCBI's taxonomy places the organism in Eukaryota, Metazoa, Chordata, Testudines, Emydidae.
CCUUCGCCCCGCCCCUGUCGGUCGCGGCGCGUGCGCAGUGCGGAGGCUCUGACCUUCAGCCGGGCGGCAGCAGCCAGCAGCGGGGAGAGGCGUCGCCAUGUUCUCCCGGGGAGCCGCGGUCCUGGUCUACCAGCCGCAAUGGGGCCAGGUCAGGAAUAUGGCCACUUUGAAGGACAUUACCAGGCGUUUAAAGUCCAUCAAGAACAUCCAGAAAAUUACAAAGUCCAUGAAGAUGGUUGCUGCAGCGAAGUAUGCCAGAGCUGAGAGGGAACUGAAACCAGCUAGAGUGUAUGGAGUAGGAUCCUUGGCUCUCUAUGAGAAAGCAGAAAUUAAGGUCCCCGAAGACAAGAAGAAACACCUCAUUAUUGGUGUGUCCUCUGAUCGUGGUCUCUGUGGUGCUAUCCAUACCUCUGUUGCUAAAGCCAUGAAAACUGAAAUUAGCACCCUCUCAGAUGCAGGGAAAGAGGUCAUGGUGGUUGGAGUGGGUGACAAGUUAAGAGGCCUGCUUCAAAGGACACACAAUAAACAUUUCCUGGUGACAUUCAAAGAAGUGGGAAGAAAACCCCCCAGCUUUGGAGAUGCUUCAGUGAUUGCCUUAGAGCUGCUAAACUCUGGAUAUGAAUUCGAUGAAGGAUCUGUCAUCUACAAUCGAUUCAGGUCUGUCAUCUCCUACAAGACAGAUGAAAAACCUUUCUACUCUCUUGAUACAGUUGCUGGUGCUGAAAGCAUUAGUAUCUAUGAUGAUAUUGAUGCUGACGUGCUGCGAAACUACCAGGAGUUUACAUUAGCAAACAUCCUCUUCUACUCUCUGAAGGAAUCUACCACCAGCGAGCAGAGUGCCAGAAUGACUGCUAUGGACAACGCUAGCAAAAAUGCUUCCGAGAUUAUUGACAAAUUGACCUUGACAUUCAACCGUACCCGUCAAGCUGUCAUCACCAAGGAGCUUAUUGAGAUCAUUUCUGGCGCUGCUGCUCUGUAAGUAUCUGUGUAAAUAUGCAACAAGGCUUUUCACUUAGAUUGUUUUAAUGUUCAAAUGUCCUGCUGUUUACAUUGUAUUAAAUAGGUAGGGUGGAGGAAUUCUGCUUUAACAAAUUCCAAUGACUGGUAUGAUGCAUAAAGCCUGCAUUCAGCUCAAACUUUGCCUCGGCAGCUGCUAGCCGGUAUAGAAGAUUCUGUAGCCAUGAAGCUGCAUCGUGUUUAUGGAAAGUGGCUCUUUUCCCUGCCUCUCCCCAUCUUUGAGUGGACACCCAUGACUUCCCCAUACUAUGAAAAAAGGCCCCACCCAUCCACCCUUUGCUCAAACAGCCCCAAAACUCUCUCUGGUGUAGUGUAGAUUCUUGUUUUGGGGAACCCACAUAGCAGAUUGGCCUUUCUUCUGUAUAGAUCAGCCUGCUGUGUGGAUUAGAAAGUGAGGGAUAACUUCUGUUGGAUGGAACUUUAGCUUGUUGAAUGUAAAUGCGCAUCUUAAUGAAAUAAAACCAGUUUAGCUCUUGUGUGUUUCGCUGACAAAUACCAAACUUUGCCACUCUGCUAGGAACUGCAGAACACUGUGCGCUAUGGGCGAUAAGAGGUGGUUGUGCUUAAACCCAUAUAAUUGGUUUACUUGCACAGAAUUAAUUUAAAUUAAUCUGCUGAUUAGAUGCAGACUUGUGUUCUAAUUAAAGAUAUAGAUCAAUGCAUUCAUAACUAAUGUGUGUACAGAAAUGGCGGAAACCAGCUUGUGCCACAACUGCAUGUAUGCGCGUUUUUAAUGAGCUCUUUAGUUUGUAUUUAAUUUGGCUGCUCAAUGACACAUCCUUGGUUAAAUCACAAGAAUAACUUUGCCUUAGUUUGCAUGAGUUGCUUCUUAACCUGCUUGUUCUGUUUUUUCCCAUAACAACAUUACCAGGGGAUAAUCGGAAAGCAAGUUUCAGCCAAAGUCAAGAGGUAAAG